Chrysemys picta bellii (western painted turtle) is the source of this 8176-nucleotide messenger RNA. RefSeq names its product guanylate cyclase 1 soluble subunit alpha 2 (gene GUCY1A2). Gene Ontology annotation, molecular function: guanylate cyclase activity; heme binding. Gene Ontology annotation, biological process: cGMP biosynthetic process; response to oxygen levels. Gene Ontology annotation, cellular component: guanylate cyclase complex, soluble. The record is from RefSeq and is a predicted model, not a curated record. NCBI's taxonomy places the organism in Eukaryota, Metazoa, Chordata, Testudines, Emydidae.
GGCAGGAGCCGAGCAAAGCGGCGGCGGCAGCGGCGGCAUCUGCUUUAAAACCGCCCAGCCCGGCGGAGCGCUCGGCACCACCUGGCCAGGGCGCGGGAGGCGCUGAGCUGGGGCCAGGCUGCAGCACGGACCCGCUCCCUCCGGCCGCAGGCACCCGGGCUGGGGCAUGAACUUCCAGCCAUGAGCCGCCCCCCGGGUCCCCGCAGCCUGGCCGAGCCCCACCGCAGCCCCGCCGCGCUGCCCCUGCACAUCUGAUGCUCGCCCGGCGCCCGCAGCAGCAUGGCCCGCCGGAAGAUCUCCUCGGAGUCCUUCAGCUCGCUGGGCUCGGACUAUCUGGAGACCAGCCCGGAGGAGGAGGGAGAAUGUCCCCUGUCCAGGCUCUGCUGGAACGGCAGCCGGAGCCCGCCCGGCCCGCAGGACCCGCUCGCCGCCGCCGCCAGGAGGGCUCCGCGCAGGAGACGGGUCAACCUGGACUCUCUCGGGGAGAGCAUCAGCCGCCUGACGGCUCCCACACCUCAGACCAUACGGCAGACUCUCCAAAGGACACUGCGGUAUUAUGAGCAUCAAGUUAUUGGUUACAGGGAUGCAGAAAAGAACUUUCACAAUAUAUCGAACAGAUGCUCCUAUACAGACUGCUCUGGCAACGAUGAAGCCGAAGAUGUCUCAGGAAUUCUCCAGUGUACAGCUAAUAUACUCGGUUUGAAGUUUGAGGAGAUGCAAGAAAAAUUUGGGGAAGAAUUCUUCAAUAUCUGCUUUGAUGAGAAUGAAAGAGUUCUUCGCGCUGUAGGUGGCACGCUGCAGGACUUCUUCAAUGGCUUUGACGCUUUGCUGGAGCACAUUAGAACUUCAUUUGGAAGACAGGUCACUCUGGAAUCCCCUUCUUUCCUAUGCAAAGAGCUCCCUGAAGGCAACCUCAUGCUCCACUACUUUCACCCUCAUCAUAUUGUUGGAUUUGCAAUGAUGGGAAUGAUAAAGGCGGCAGCAAAGAAGAUCUACCGUUUGGAAGUGGAUGUGGAACAAGUCACGAAUGAGAAACUGUAUGCGGAGGGGUCGAACCCAGGUAAUUGCAGCUGUCUUACUUUUAUUAUCAAAGAACGUGAAAAUGCAAAUAUCACAAAAGCACUUCCACUCGGAUCAUCUCAGUCUCCCUCAGACCUGAGGAUAAGCAUCAGCACCUUCUGCAGAGCUUUCCCCUUCCAUCUGAUGUUUGAUCCAAACAUGCUGGUGCUCCAGCUUGGGGAAGGCCUUAGGAAGCAGCUCAAAUGUGACACUCACAAAACGUUGAAAUUCCAGGAAUGCUUUGAGAUAGUUUCCCCGAAGGUCAGUGCCACAUUUGAACGAGUCCUCCUGAGAUUAUCAACACCAUUUGUGAUUCGGACCAAACUUGAGGCUUCUGGCUCUGAAAAUAAAGAUAAGGUGAUGGAAGUCAAAGGCCAAAUGAUCCAUGUGCCCGAGUCAAAUUCUAUUUUGUUUUUGGGUUCCCCUUGCGUGGACAAGCUGGAUGAACUGAUGGGCCGAGGCCUACAUCUUUCUGACAUACCUAUCCACGAUGCUACCCGUGACGUCAUAUUGGUUGGGGAGCAGGCAAAGGCCCAAGAUGGCUUGAAGAAACGAAUGGAUAAACUGAAGGCAACAUUAGAGCGAACACACCAAGCUCUGGAAGAGGAGAAAAAGAAGACAGUAGAUCUUCUUAUUUCUAUUUUCCCAGAAGAGGUGGCUCAACGGUUGUGGCAGGGGCAGCAAGUUCAGGCCAGGAAGUUUGAUGAUGUUACCAUGCUCUUCUCAGACAUCGUUGGCUUCACAGCUGUGUGUGCCCAGUGCACCCCCAUGCAGGUGAUCAGCAUGCUGAAUGAGCUGUACACUCGAUUUGACCAUCAGUGUGGAUUCCUGGAUAUCUAUAAGGUGGAAACAAUAGGUGAUGCAUACUGUGUUGCAGCAGGGCUCCAUAGGAAGAGCCUUAGUCAUGCGAAACCCAUUGCUUUGAUGGCUCUGAAGAUGAUGGAACUUUCAGAAGAGGUACUUACACCGGACGGGAGACCUAUUAAGAUGAGGAUAGGAAUUCAUUCAGGAUCAGUUCUGACUGGAGUUGUUGGUGUGAGAAUGCCACGUUAUUGUCUCUUUGGAAACAACGUCACUCUGGCAAGCAAGUUUGAGUCAGGAAGUCAUCCGCGUCGCAUCAAUGUCAGUCCAACCACAUACCAGCUUUUGAAAAAGGAAGAAAACUUUACUUUUAUCCCUCGGUCCCGUGAAGAGCUUCCAGACAACUUUCCAAAGGAAAUCCCUGGGAUCUGUUACUUCCUGGAGGUCACAAGUGGUCAGAAGCAGCCAAAGCCCUCCAUUACGUCUGCCAGAGUGAGAAAGGUUUCCUACAACAUUGGCACUAUGUUCCUUCGGGAGACAAGCCUAUGAGGCCUGCUGCAGAUCAAAGACUAGUCCAAAAAGCACAAGCCCAGAACUGGGUCAUGAGAGGAAAGUUGGAUAUUCUUUUUAUUUCACUGCCUUGUCGUGGACAAGCAGUAAAAGCUCUAUCUGAUGUCAGGCAAUAAUUAUUUUAAAAGGUGGGUGACUGCUGUCAGUAAACAAACUGGAAAAUGAAACAAAAUACUUGUAUUUCCAGAGGAAUUAUUGGUUGUAAAUUUCAAUUUGGCCCCUUUAAAAAACAAACAAACAAACAAAUCUUUGGGGUUGAUUUUUGUUUGAACAAAAGUGGGUGAUGGUUGUCUGUAGAUUUGCACCAGCUAAGCAGAAUUGAGCAUCAGUUCUGAUUAUGCAUUCCUACAUUAAUGUGUCAUUCACCAAGGUAACAAUGUUUUUUAACUUUCUGAACAAACAUUUCAUACAUAUACUGUAGAGUGCUGUAACCUUCCUGGCAGGAGGAAUAUAUAAUUCAGUACAAUAUUGUGGGGAUUUUACCUAUUUUUAUACAUAUUUCACUUUCUGGACAAUUACAUUCCAUAUACUGUAAAAUGAGUGAGCUUUUCAGAAUAAGCUGCUGUAUAUUUCAGAUAUUCUCUCUAUCUAUCAAAGCUUAUUAUUAUACAAGUGGCAAGACUUUUGACUUAGGCAACAAAAACAUUAAUAUUUUGCAAAAGAAAAAUACAUUGAUAAGUCUUCUUACAUGGCUUUUAUGGUUUAGAUGAACAUUGUCUCGCAUAUAUAAUAUAUAAUGAUGUUCAGAUGUUCAGUAUUUGUCCUACUAGUAACAUGUGUCCAGUCUCUCCAGAACAAUGCAAACAAAGGCUUGAAGAUCAAUGUCUUGAUGGGUUAAAAAAAAGUUCGGUUGCACACCCUGGGCCAUAUCUCAUACCAUCGAUUUUAUGUAGACGUCCUUACGAUGGAUGAUAUAGCCUAUUGAAAGCAGCCUCCAGCAGAUAUGGGAAGCACUUUGGGAGGGAUUUUCAAAGCAGCUCAAUCACAGGAAUUCAGGUUCCAUUGACUUUUCAUGGGACUUGUGCUCUUAAAUCGCUUGGGAGUUUUUGAAAAUCACAUCCAUUAUUAGCAAUGUUACGCUGGAAGUUUCAUCUGCUGCUGGCUUGGCUGAAAUGUUGCUGCUUUUUCUAGUGCAGAAUAGACUAAAAGACAGGCACACAUUUCAAAAAGGAAAAUGCUUACCUGUAGCAUAAUGCAAGUGACUGUUCAAAAUUUAGAUUAAUCAAGGUCAGUGAAAAUAAAGGGCCAGAUUCUCAUCUAUUGAAAAUUUUAUGCAACUCUGGAGCUAUGCUCAUUUACACCAGGGGAGGAUCUGGCCCCAAAUGGUCACGUCUUCAGACAGACUUUAUUUUUUCUGAUUUCACCCUUUCCCUUGGGUUUCCUUUUCAGUUAGCACUUGCUGUAGAACUGCCUGUGCAAGCCUACCCACAGUAGGGUCCUGUUCUUACAGACCAACGCUGUUCUAUUCCUAGAGAAAACGGUUCAUUAGCUAAUAUUUGUACAGGGCUUUUGAAGAGGUAUAGCUCUAUAUGGGCCUGAUCCAAAGCCCACUGAAGUAAAAAAAAAGAAUCUCAAAUUCACCAGCAGCUGCUGGGUGCUGAGCAAUUUUCAAAAUCAGACCACUUAUUUUGCCUAAGUAUUGGUGUAAGGUUCUAAUUUGAGAACUUUUAAAAAAAACUUGGCCCUUGGGUGAAAUUAUCCCUGCACGUUGUGCUAUGGAGAGGAUAAAAGGAGUCGGAAACUUGCUCCUUUGACCGACACUUUGUGGCAAGGGUGGGGGAUCAGUCAGCACAGCCUCACCUCCAAUCCUAGAAUCUGUUUCAUGACCACUCUGCAUGUUUGGGGAUACUUAGUUUCUGGGAAACAUGGCGGGGUGUGGAAGGGCCAAUUCCAACCCAAAGGGAUUGCUUCAUGUAAGAGAAAUCUGAUCCUGUCACCAGGGUGUCUUGCUACCAUGAGAGAGAGAGAGGGGACCUGAGGAUUAGCACUGAGAAUAGCUUUAAUGCGAAUGCCCCAACCAUCCAUGAAUACACUCAUCUGCUAGUUUCUCCCAUGGAUCUCAGAGCAUCCCUUGGGCUAGAGGUUUCUAUCUCCUGUCUGCUAUGCAGCAGAACAAAUGCAGCUCCUCCUCCACCAUCCGCUGUCCAAAGGCUGACCUGAUGAAAACUCUGGACUUGAGAUUGCAGAGUUUCCAGCCUCACUGCAGACCUCUCCUGGCUUUCUGCAAAAGAGGACAUGUGUUAGCCUUAACCAUUAGUUUACACAUGUACAGUAUGUAAAGUGCAUUUAUCAUGCAGUGAAAACAAGUGGUGUGGGCUAAAAUCACAGAUGGUGAAAUGGUCCAAUUUAUCUACCCCACCUCCACCCCAGCACAGCUGUGGUGUUGCUGCCUAAUUUAUCAGUGUGCAAACUAUUAGAACAGACAGUAAUGUACAUAUAUUGCACAUCUAUAUUUCUAACCUGUGAAAUUUGAGACUUUGCUGACACAUCUUCACUGUGCAAUAGUUUGAUCUGAAGAUAACAACCUCUCCUGUCCCUACUGUUUCCUCUCAUCACCCACCCACCCCUGUCAAUAGCUCAUUUCAUCAUGGUAAUUCUAUGGAAAAGCACUAUGGGUAGGUAGAUGUGAUAGGCAUUCUAAUUCCUUUGGAAAAUGGCAUGCAGAAGGUAGGAACGAUACCCUGAAGAAACCUGUUGCAUGGUGUCCUUCCAAGCAGCUAAUUUAUAGUAGAAGUGAAUUUCUAAUCAUAGAGAUCAGUGCAAAAACUAAAAAUUGUUGUCAGCAUCACCAUGGAGAUAAUGGCAGUGUUUGCAAAUAAAUCUGCUGCUCCCAAAAUCCGAAUAGAUUCACACUAAGAAUAUACAAUCUCUGCAUGUAUAAAGGUGACACAUCCAAAGCAUCAGCAAUGAUGCAAAGUACUGUGUUAUUUGCUUCUGUGUUAUGACAAGUAAAGUUGAUCAAAAACUGCCUUCCCUAGAGAAUAAUUUCCCUACCGCAGAGUGAAAGAAAAGUGUGGAAAAUUUCUCUGUGGUGUUCAAUUUAUGAUUUGUUCCUGCCGUAAUACUGCUAGCUAGUUUUUAAUUCAUUUUUGUGGAUGGCUCUGUAAAGUGUUAGCCAGGAACUCAGCAGGAUGUUGGUAAGACACUAGACUCUAUCAGUGAAGGUCACUUUUGGUGGAAGAGAAACCUUUCUGUGCGUAGCUUUCAUCUGUCUGUGGAUGUUUUUGCCUAUGGGAGUGGGUCUUUGGGUUCCCUGGCUGAUUUUGCGAGGGCUAGCUGGCAUAGAGGUGAACUUGUGGGGAGUGCUGAAAUCUGUGCAGAAACCAGAUACCGGUUUUUGGAACUUCCCUUUCACCCAUACAGUAAAAGCUCUUUGUAUGGCCAUGGUCUAGAAAUUGCAUAAGAACUUAUUUGCCUAAUUGUAGGCAACAGCAUCUGCUGUUUCAUAGCUUCCACACGGAUAAAAUCUGCCUUCUCUGACGGUGCUGAAUACAGAGUUAUUCUUGUGUGCAGGACAAAGGGAAGGAUACAAUGAGCCCAGCCAAGGGCUCAUCAACCUGUGUAUGCCAUAGACUUGUUCUCUCAGGCCCCCUCUGCUCCAGUGCAAAGGACUUUGGGGUGGAGACAAUGGAUCUACAACAAUCCAGACCCACUAGUUGACUCCUCUUGUGAGAGGGAACACAACAGCCACAAGGACUACACCAGUUGUGAGGCUGUAGUGUGAACCACAGGUCAGUGUACCCUAAGAGGAAGGAUUCCUUCAUCCCGCUGAAUUUCCCCAGCAUACCUGCUGUUAGUAACAUUGUGCAUAGGGUUCAGGGACUGACCCACUGAGCAAGGAAAAAAUAGUGGUAGUGAUGUUAGAGUGAUGGCAAAAGUUAAGUUCCAAGCCUCUGUGGCGAUAUCUGCCAUACAAUGCCACAGGCUUUGACGUGAGACACUUACUACUAUACCAGUACACUAGAAGUGUGGUUGUCCUGCAGGAUCCCAGGGCCUUUGACUUGUGCAAUUCCCGAGAGCCUGCCCACACUAACCGUGUUUGCCGCUCUGGGUUUACUGUUCAUUCCCACAUCUGAUUGCUGAGCCGAGUGUUUGUUUGGAAAGGCAUAUUGAAGACUGGCAACUUGCCUCUACAAACAAAACCCAAAGCUUUUAAAACCUAUAAAACCUUUGAUGGGAAUUGUCUAUUCAGAGGAAGAAAUCCACAAAGUUGACUGGGUAGCAGGUCCUCGUGCAGUACUACCACAUUUAUUCUGUGCAUGGGAUAUGUCAUGAUACUAUAAUACCCAAACCCCCAUGCCACCUGCCUUGACCUGCACAUUUAUGAGUUGUACCUGCAGCUUGUCUCCAUUUUCACAAACUUGCACAUGUGUAAUCUCCGUUUAACAUACACAUACGCACAUGAGAUGCUGCUGCAGGUGUGAUUAGGGUGACAUGCUUCAAUUCCCAAGUUAUUUCAGUCAGCAGAUAAUGCAGUAUCAUGACAUGUCCUGUAUGCUUGGGACUUGCUACACUCUGCUAACCAUUUUAACUUUGUAGAUUUUUUCCUCUGAACGGACAGUUCCCCUGGGAUAUUUAAAUGUAUAAAAGCUAUGUUGACUUGCACGUGGAUAUGAAACCAGUGCAAAUUGUCAGUGCAUGUAUCUUCACGUAUAAAUGCUGCUGUGCUCUGAAAUUCUUCAGACUACUCAAGUUGUCACAUUCACUCCGUGCAGCCAGCUCUCUGUUAUCCAACAAAAGCACUGAAAACUGCUAGUGCCUCCCCUCUUCCAAACGAGAUAUAUUACCUGACUUCUGCCGAAUGCUCAAUUCCUGCUGAGAAAAGUUGAAUUCAUGCUCCAAUAUAAUCUAGUCGCUCAGAGCUUUGCAUUGCUGUUGUGAUGCUCUUCUGCAAAGAUUUCAACUUGGAAUAACCCAGAGGGAGAAGCAGCAAAUUAGCAGCAAAACAAACAAUAUAUUAGGGCUUGUCAAAUUUUAGGAACAAAGUGGCCCAUUUUCACAGAGAUGCAUAAGGAGAACACACGCAGCUCAUACAUAACAUCGUAACUCAGAUUAACGCUCAUAUUGGAUCAUUUAUCCAAUGCUUCCGUUGGGAUCUCUCUGCCAAGCAUAAGUAGGGCUGUUCUAGCUCCUGUUCGUGCCAAUAACAAAACCACUACUGGUCCGGCACGCUUGGCAGUCUCUUUUCUAGAGAGUCUCAGGACUGCAGUGUAACAUAUGUUGCUGGCCUAUGUAUUGGCAGAGCUGAGGUGGGGGAAGUUUGCAUAGCAACUGCCCAACAUCUGUCCGCUGAAGCCAGUGAACUAGUCCCUCACGUUCACGUAAAUUAAACAUUCAGCCAUGUAUUUUAAAGAUAUUUUUAACAAUGGUAUUAAUUGCAGUCAUUUACUAAUAGCACUGCAACAAAAACGUACACACUAUUAAACCUCUCAUGAAUGAGAGAUGUUCUUAGCCUUGGCCAUCAGAAAAAAUCAGUUAAACAAUACAUAAUGGGGGGAACUUGAUAGCUCAGUAUUAGGAUGCAGAGCAUUCACCUCUACAGUAGGUCACUGGUUCACCUUCAAUCCAAAUCAUUAUCACUAGGUCAUUGCAGUGGUUCAGUGGUCUUUGCAAAAUGACAUAAGUGGUCUUAGUGUGUUUCCUACGGGACAAGAGUUUACACUGCAAAGGCCACUGCACCAAGUGAUGUGAAGUGGCGCCCUUGUUAGCAGUCUCAGCAGAAAAGCCAAGGGUUCCAACGGGCACA